AUUUAAGACAGGAGCACAACACGACCAGCAUCAGUUUCUUGAAUCAGAAACAACAGGAUGACCUGCUUCAAGCUCUGCAUUCUCAUCUCUUUGGUGGUCGUUGGCUACUCAAGCCCAAUACCGCCACCUAUUGAUGAAGAAGAUGUGACCAUGGCUGAGAGUUUUCUGAACAAGUUGUACCCCCUGCCGAAGGGGCCCUUGGAUGGUAUUCAACGCUCCAGUUCAAUGAGUCUGAGGCUGAAGGAGAUGCAAACAUUUUUUGGACUUAAGGUAACAGGAAAGCUGAAUGAAGAGACACUGGACGUGAUGAAGAAGCCACGCUGUGGUGUUCCAGAUGUUGCGGCAUAUUCUGUUUUUGAAGGGGACUACAAAUGGAAAAAAAACGACCUGACCUACAGAAUUGAGAACUACACACCCGACAUGACGAAAGCUGAUGUGGAUGCUGCCAUUCAAAAAGCCCUGAAGGUGUGGUCAGAUGUUACUCCUCUCAGAUUCACUCGUAUCUUCAGUGGAACCGCUGAUAUCAUGAUCUCCUUUUCAGUUGGAGACCAUGGUGACGGUUACCCAUUUGAUGGACCCAAUAAUUUACUAGCUCAUGCGUUCCCUCCAUUUGCUGGUAUUGGUGGUGAUGCCCAUUUUGAUGAUGAUGAGGACUUCAGCAAAUCCCAUAAAGGGUACAAUUUGUUCCUGGUGGCUGCUCAUGAGUUUGGACACUCAUUGGGUCUUCAACAUUCCCAGGAUCCAGGUGCGCUGAUGUAUCCUACCUAUGUCUACAGAGAGGUCGAUACCUUCGCUCUCCCUCAAGAUGAUGUCAACGGUAUCCAGUAUCUUUAUGGUCCUAACCCUGAUAAAACUGAUGAAUCCCAACCCACAGCACCCAGCACUCCAGACAUAUGUAGUCCUAAACUGGUCCUUGAUGCUGUCACCAUGUUCAGAGGAGAGAUAAUGUUUUUCAAGGGCAGCUUCUUCUGGCGCAGUUAUCCAUUGAGUAACACAGUUGAGCAUCAUCUCAUCAAAGCCUUCUGGCCUGAGAUUCCAGAUAACAUUGAUGCAGCAUUCGAGAGUCCAUCGGACGACAAAGUUUACCUUUUUAAAGGUGAAAAGGUUUGGGCUCUCUAUGGCUAUGAUUUGGCACAAGGAUAUCCUAAGGAUCUCAGCAGCUUCGGUUUGCCAAAGAAGGUGAAGAAAGUUGACGCUGCGCUCUAUGAUGAGCAAACCUACAAAAUCCUGUUUUUCGCUGACAAUAAGAUUUAUAGUUAUGAUGAGAUGACACGGAGAAUGGAUAAAGGCUAUCCUAAACAGGUGCAAGAUGUGUUCCCAGGAAUGACAGGGAAGGUGACGGCGGCCUUCCAGUACCAAGGUUUCAUGUAUCUCUUUAGUGGACCCAAAAUGUUUGAGUUUGAAUCCUAUGACAAGAAGCUGUACCGUGUCCUGGACAACAGCUAUUUUCUGCCUUGUUAGUCUGCCUUGUUAGUCUGUUGAGUUUUUCAAAAGCACUGCAAUGCUCUAUCGGCCUGAAUUAUAUCCAGAACCUACCAGUAUUUUCAAGUCAUUUAUUAGGUUUUUUUGACUUAACUUAUUUUUUAUUUAUUUUUUACAAACAUUGAUUGAAAAAGAUUGUUAAUUAUUGGUAGUUAUUAGAAAGUUGUUUGUGGGUAAGCUAUAGUAGCCUUUAAAAGUUGUUUACAGAAAAACAAAACUGUGUGUGUGUGUGUGUGUGUGUGUGUGUGUGUGUUUUAU
Messenger RNA from Misgurnus anguillicaudatus (oriental weatherfish), 1740 nucleotides. RefSeq names its product collagenase 3. The record is from RefSeq and is a predicted model, not a curated record. Gene Ontology annotation, molecular function: metalloendopeptidase activity; zinc ion binding. Lineage: Eukaryota; Metazoa; Chordata; Actinopteri; Cypriniformes; Cobitidae. Gene Ontology annotation, cellular component: extracellular matrix. Gene Ontology annotation, biological process: proteolysis; extracellular matrix organization; collagen catabolic process.